Molecule: messenger RNA, 525 nt
Organism: Adineta steineri
Lineage: Eukaryota; Metazoa; Rotifera; Eurotatoria; Adinetida; Adinetidae
Source: the annotation of a GenBank genome assembly
AUGCCUUACGAACGAUUAGUUCAAGUUGGCCGUGUGGCUUAUAUUGCCUAUGGUCCUGAAAAAGGCAAAACAUGUUGUAUUACAAAUAUUAUCGAUCAGACACGUGUUCUUGUUGAUGGUCCAUCAUCCCAUUUACGUCGUCAAGCAUUGAAUAUUAAAUCAUUACAUUUAACUAAAUAUGUUCUCAAGCUUUUACCUGGAGCUCGUACAAAAACAGUUAAAGCACUUUGGGAUAAACAUGAUAUCAACAAGAAAUGGCAAGAAUCACGUUGGUACAAAAAAUUACAUGCAAAACAUUUACGUGCCACCAUGACCGAUUUUGAUCGUUUUAAAUUAGUACAUGCUAAACAAGCCUACAAUCGUAUUGUUAAUCAUGAAUACAAUCGUUUGAAAAAGAAAAGUAAAACUGCAUUAGCUAAGAAAACACAAAAAGCUAAACCAAGAAAAUUUGUUGCUAAAUCACAACGUAUUGCAAACAAAUUCAAAAUCUUUGCUGCUGCACCAGCCGCUGCAAAAAAGAAAUAA